UGUUAUCUAACCCAGUUCACAUAAGCUCACAAAAAUUUAAUAAAAUGGCUUCAUUUUCAAUCACCACCACCACCUUAUCACGCCUUUCUUGCUUUCGAUUUACCACAUCGACUACUCCACUUUUCUCUUCAAUUCCCUUUUUUAACUCCCCAAAACCUAAGAUUCCUAGUCAAUUUCGUUUGUUCUCAAUGGCGUCAGAGCUCAAAGAAUCGCCUGCUAAUAACCCUGGUCUUCAAACCACUCCGGAUGAGGCCACCAAAGGGUACUUUAUGCAACAAACCAUGUUUCGAAUCAAGGACCCCAAAGUCAGUCUUGAUUUCUAUUCUCGCGUGCUGGGGAUGUCGCUACUUAAGAGGCUGGAUUUCCCUGAAAUGAAGUUUAGCCUGUACUUUUUGGGCUAUGAGAAUACUGCAACAGCUCCAAGUGACCCAGUUGAUAAAACAGUUUGGACCUUCGGGAGGCCAGCUACAAUUGAGCUAACACACAAUUGGGGAACUGAAAGUGAUCCCGAAUUCAAAGGUUAUCAUAAUGGAAAUUCAGAACCUCGUGGCUUUGGGCACAUUGGUAUCACUGUUGAUGACACAUACAAGGCCUGCGAGAGGUUUGAAAGUCUUGGAGUAGAGUUUGUAAAGAAACCAGAUGAUGGAAAAAUGAAAGGUCUAGCAUUCAUUAAAGAUCCUGAUGGCUAUUGGAUUGAAAUCUUUGACCUCAAAAGUAUUGGAAAAAUUACUAGCAGUGCUGCUUGAUAUGAUGUGGCCCAAAGUGCAGGUAAGGUGGGAUGACAUUGAUAGGGCUUCACGAAUUUCGCAUUUUUAAUUGGAUGUCUACGAAGAGUUGCAUUGUAGUAUCCAUGCUUUGAUGUGGUCUCCAAUAUUUUCUAGACUUAAAACUUUUUCCCCAGUAAUAAAAGUUUGGUUGAAGCCCCUCUUCCUUUCCUUGUCUCUUUCUUUUUGAUUGUUAUGGGACGAUGUUAAAGAGUAAUACUUUUAUGUAAAUUCAAGCCCAGGACCUGUCUUUAUUCUGCUA
This is a messenger RNA of Pistacia vera, 1026 nucleotides long. Its product is annotated as lactoylglutathione lyase. Gene Ontology annotation, molecular function: metal ion binding; lactoylglutathione lyase activity. The transcript is spliced from 9 exons. The coding region runs from base 45 to 746 and encodes 233 amino acids. Lineage: Eukaryota; Viridiplantae; Streptophyta; Magnoliopsida; Sapindales; Anacardiaceae. The record is from RefSeq and is a predicted model, not a curated record.